Abrus precatorius (Indian licorice) is the source of this 2295-nucleotide messenger RNA. RefSeq names its product kinesin-like protein KIN-14S. Lineage: Eukaryota; Viridiplantae; Streptophyta; Magnoliopsida; Fabales; Fabaceae. Gene Ontology annotation, molecular function: ATP binding; microtubule motor activity; microtubule binding. The coding region runs from base 1 to 2295 and encodes 764 amino acids. The transcript has 11 exons. Gene Ontology annotation, biological process: microtubule-based movement. The record is from RefSeq and is a predicted model, not a curated record.
AUGAUUGAGAUGCUCACACAAAAAUUUAAUCAAUUUGUUAUUCACUGUAAUUUGAAGCCCUCCUCAGAUAAUGCACCAGCGCAAUUCAAUAACGAGACCCCUGAACCUGACAACAAUGAUGAGAAUAGUAUUUCCAAUAGAAUCCAUGAAAGUUCUCCUGAUCAGGGUCAUACACUCCCAAUAUUGAAAAAGGUUCUUGACUUGAGUACCCAAGUUCAGAAUUUGAAGAAACAACACGUAGCCCUAUCUGAUCAAGUAAAACUCACUAUAGAGUCAUUUCCAGGCCUGGAUGUUUUGAAGUCUGUUCAGCUACUUGGUGCUGAAUACGAAGUCUUGAAGAGAAAGUACCUGGAGGAGUCCUUUGAGCGUAGGCGGCUUUACAAUGAAGUGAUUGAACUGAAGGGAAAUAUCAGAGUUUUCUGCAGAUGCAGACCAUUAAAUCAAAAUGAAAUAGCCAAUGGAUCAGCAGUGUCUGUGGUCAAUUUUGAGUCUUCUCCUGAUGAGCUCCAAGUCAUUAGCUCUGAUUCUUCUAAAAAGCAAUUUAAAUUUGAUUAUGUAUUCAGACCUGAAGAUAACCAAGAGGCUGUUUUUACACAAACAAAACCUAUCGUUACGUCCGUAUUGGAUGGGUACAAUGUUUGCAUUUUUGCAUAUGGUCAAACUGGAACUGGCAAGACUUUUACGAUGGAGGGAACACCAGAGCACAGGGGAGUUAACUAUAGAACCCUGGAGGAAUUAUUUCAUAUAUCUGAGGAGAGACGUGGCAUAAUAAAAUAUGAAUUACUUGUUAGCAUGUUGGAGGUUUACAAUGAGAAGAUAAGAGAUCUCUUGGUGGAAAAUUCAGUUGAGUUUACUAAGAAGUUGGAGAUAAAGCAAUCUGCAGAUGGAACCCAAGAAGUCCCAGGACUUGUUGAAGCUCGUGUUUAUGGAACAAAGGAUGUGUGGGAAAUGCUGAAAUCUGGAAACCGAGUCAGAUCUGUUGGAUCCACCAAUGCUAAUGAGCUUAGCAGUCGUUCUCAUUGUUUGUUGCGAGUGACUGUUUUGGGGGAAAACGUAAUCAAUGGCCAGAAAACAAGGAGUCACCUUUGGCUAGUAGACUUAGCUGGCAGUGAGCGUGUGGGGAAAACCGAAGCCGAAGGAGAAAGACUGAAGGAAUCUCAAUUCAUAAACAAGUCUCUAUCAGCACUUGGUGAUGUAAUAUCAGCCCUUGCAUCCAAAUCAGCCCACAUACCUUACAGGAACUCGAAGCUCACCCAUAUACUCCAGAGCUCUUUAGGAGGUGAUUGCAAAACUUUAAUGUUUGUCCAGAUAAGUCCAGGUGCAGCAGACUUAACAGAGACACUUUGUUCUUUGAAUUUUGCCACACGUGUGCGAGGAAUUGAGAGUGGCCCAGCCCGCAAGCAAGCAGACCUCACUGAACUGUAUAAGUACAAGCAAAUGGCAGAAAAGCUCAAACACGAUGAGAAGGAAACUAAAAAAUUACAAGAUAACUUGCAGACAGUGCAGAUGAGACUUGCUACCAGAGAACUCAUGUGCCGAAAUCUUCAAGAGAAGGUUCGGGACCUUGAGAACCAGAUAGCCGAGGAGAGAAAAAUUAGACUGAAGCAAGAAAGUAGAUCGCUUGCUGCUGUUUCAGCUCAACCUUCAACAAUGUCAUCGUUAAAUCACACAGCAGUUCAGAAAGCCACAAAGAAGCCACCACUGGAUCCUUCAAUAAGACCCCCACUAAGAAGAAUUACUAAUUUCUUGCCUCCCCCACCUGAGAGAAGGCCCUCACGUUGCUCUUCUGUAGAUGGAAAAGAAAACAUUGCCAGAACAACCUCGAUGACUACAAAUACACAAGUUGGCCUUAUGAAACCAAGAAGAAGGGUAUCCAUUGCUGCAAGGCCCCCACCUGCACCAUCAACAACACAGGUCUUUCAGCCUAGAAGGCGAGUUUCCAUGGCUACACUCCAUCCUGACUCAACAUCUGGCAUGUCAACAACUCCACUUCACAGCUCCUCUCAAUUCACUUGUGCAAGCAGUGUUCAGCAAUCACUGAUAAGGAACCAAAGGAAAGCUCGAUAUUCAAGGUUGUUUGCUCCAUUGCCAGAAAUUAGAACUUCAGUUGAGACAACACCAACGUUGAUGAGGAGCAGCAGUAAGUUUGCAGGCAGUCCAACACAGGUCGCUUCGCGGAUGGCAGCUAAGCAUCCAACUGUCCUUGCACUGCAACGAAAAUCUUUAGUGUGGAGUCCUCUCAAGCAGAGAGGCUUGAAAAAUAGUAGCAGAAAGUCAUCAAUCUUGCAGGCUUGA